AGUGGAACCAUCAAUAUCUCCAUAUAACUCCCCGUUAUGGAUUGUACCCAAAAAACCCGAUUCGCAAGGAAAUAAACGCUGGAGAUUAGUUAUCGACUAUAGAAAGUUGAACGAUAAAACGAUAGGCGAUGCUUUCCCACUACCCAACAUUACAGAAAUAUUGGAUCAAUUAGGAAGUGCAAAAUAUUUUUCCACGUUUGACUUGGCAUCGGGCUUUCACCAGAUCCGUAUGUCACUGGAAGAUGCCCACAAAACUGCAUUUUCGACACUAUACGGACAUUUUCAAUUCAAAAGAAUGCCCUUUGGAUUAAAAAAUGCCCCAGCAACAUUUCAACGUUUGAUGAAUUCAAUAUUAUCUGGUCUGCAAGGAAUAGAACUAUUCGUCUAUCUGGAUGACAUAGUGAUUUAUUCCACGUCUCUCCAAGAACACGAAAUUAAGUUCAAUAAGUUAAUGGAAAGACUGAGGAAAGCUAAAUUACGAUUACAACCUGAUAAGUGCGAAUUUUUACGACACGAGGUGAAUUAUUUAGGACAUAUAAUUAGCGAGGAUGGCGUGAAACCCGACCCAAAGAAAGUCGAAGCCGUAUCAAAAUUUCCACGGCCGAAGAGGGCGAAAAAUAUCAAACAAUUUCUGGGACAAGCAGGAUAUUACAGAAGAUUUAUACCCGAUUUCUCCAAGGUCGCGAAACCAUUGACACAACUAUUAAAGAAAGACACUCCCUUUAAAUGAACAGAAAAUCAAGAAAAUGCAUUCAAUAAUUUAAAGACAGCGCUAAUGACAAAACCCAUUCCACAAUAUCCAGACUUUUCUAAACCCUUUAACCUUACUACAGACGCAUCAGGAUAUGCAAUAAGCGGUGUACUGAGUCAAGGGCCAAUCGGAAAAGAUUUACCGACUGCAUAUGCCUCAAGACUAUUAAAUUCCGCCGAACAAAACUACUCUGCCAUAGAAAAAGAGUGUCUGGCAAUUGUUUACAGCGCAAUGCACUUCCGACCAUAUCUUUACGGAAGAAAGUUUACUAUCGUAACCGAUCAUAAACCUUUAGUGUGGGUGCAUUAUAUCAAGGACUCUACUUCGAGAAUUUGGAAAUGGAAAUUGAAGUUAUCGGACUUUGAAUUUGAUAUUGUAUACAAAGAAGGCAGGGCGAACGCAAACGCAGACGCAUUAUCUAGGAAUCCUCCGGAAGUUUGUCUACCAAUCAGAAAGAGAGAGGAAGUCUCAGCGAUUCGCUAUCCUGUCUCAAAAAGAUUCGAAAUAGAUACAUCAACGGAAGACUCUCCCAUAUUCGAAGCUAAACCACGCGUCUUGCCUCAAUCCACUGAUCUUACAAAACAAGGAAAAGUUUUUACUCGAAAGCAUCUUACACUGGAAGAAACGCCCGUAAAAUAUUCUGACGAAGCACUAACCGAGCUCGAUGUAAACACAGAUAGAGAAAUAACUGAUCAAGGAAAAAGGCGCAUGGACACAACAGGCGAAGAAGAGCCCUGUGUUUGUGGUUACCUGUGUUUCUUCGGCGCGUGCAAAAGCUGGCGGCUGCAGCAUCAUUAUCAUUUCGAUGUUUGCUCGGGCAACACGCGCAAUUCCGCUGCUCUCCCACAACAAGGACCUCCUCCUUCGAGUUAUUUUGCGUAAGUUUGGAUAUUUGCAUAUUAUGGUUGUUUUCGCGAUUUUGAUCCUUUUUCCUUUUUUUUUUUUUUUUUUUUUUUUGUUGUUUCCCUAGGCUUCGGUGAUCGACGUUUGAACAAUGUUUGCGGAGGCAUUUCCAUCAGAGGUUCCUAUCCAGACUUCUCUGCGCAAGCGAAAGAGGGAUUCCGAAGAACCCAUGGGCGACUCGAGAAGACCCAUCAAACGCAUGCGGCGCUGUGAUGAACCACAAGUACCAGAGUGGUCGGAGGAACUAUUCGACAUUGGUGCCGAGGCCGUGGAUUUCCCGUCGGAAUUGAGCUUUGACAAUUUUGUUACUGUCGAUGAGAGUUUCUUCGAUGCAGAGACCGUCGUAUUGGAGUGGGAACCCCCACUGGUUGAAGUCGUUGAUACCGAUCGUUGUGUAAAAGUUCGUUUUGCAAAUGAAAUUCCCGGAGAGGUUUUGGAGGCACAUCUUCGUCACCAUGUUUCUGGGAGAAAGGGAAUUUCCCCUGUUGUCCGUUAUUGGUGUAUGCGUGAGUCCAGCGAACUUUGUCCUGGAGCUCCUUGCUUCGAUUUUGAUUUGGUGUAGCUGCUUCAAUUUCGUUGGUUCGCUGUUUGAUAAUCGUGGGUUCCUUAUUAUUAUUAUUUUUUUAGAUGUAUUUUGUUUUUAUGUUCAAUAUAUAUAUAUAUAUAUAUAUAUAUAUAUAUAUAUAUAUAUAUAUAUAUAUAUAUAUAUAUAUAUAUUUUAAAUGUGAUAGUGUAAGGUUAUCUAUUUUAUGUUUGUUAAAUAUAUGUGUAUUUAUUUAAUUUUAUAUUUCUUCCUUUUUUAAAUUAAUUAUACAUAUAUAUAUAUAUUUUUCUACAUUUGUAUCUGACAGUGUAGUUGCACAUAGAAUUUAUUAAAGAAAAAUGUCAAUGUGUUUUCAUGAUUUGUUUCUCGCGCCUGAUUUCCAUUAAUCCCUAAUAUUCCUGUCGCCAUAACGCGUGUUAUUGUGUUAGUUGUUCCGAUGCGCACGUGUAAAUCUAACAUGGCUGCUCAUAAAUGUCAUCAAUAAAGUUAUAGUGGCGGGUCUGUAGUUUUGUUUGAUAUCGAAGUAAUUUUCCGUCUGUCGCUCGUUUUUCCUUAUUCUACCGCAACUAGAACAUUUAUUUAUUAAUAUUGUUAUUAUUAUUACUUUAAAGUGACAAUAGUAUUGUUCGUGUGAAUAUACAUAUAUAUAUAUAUAUAUAUAUAUAUAUUUAUAUUGUGUGUCAUUUUAAUAUGACUAAUGUUUUGUAAUUCUUCGAUAGCGUUAUUUAUUGUUUUGAGUAGUUUAUUUUAUAGAGUGUUCGAUAAUAUAAAACACACACACACGCGCGCACACACACGCACGCACACACACGCACGCACGCACGCACACAUGUAUACAUAUACAUAUUUCUUCUGGCAGUGUGAUUUUCAUUUAGAUUCUUUAGCGAUGUAAUGUUGUGUAUUUGAGGUUAUGUGUCAAUUAUUUGAUUUCAUAUAUACAUAUAUAUCUUGUAUUGUGACAACAUAGUAUUGAAGGUUUUGUUUCUAGAUUAUUGUGUGUUUAAUGUGUUUUUACAUAUUUGUGUUUGAUGGUAGAAUUUCUGUACGUAAUUCUUCAAGUCGUUGAGGUGUUAAUUAUUUUGAGCGUUUGGCCUAUUGACAGGUUGUCACUUAGUCCCAAGUGUUGCGUUGUCUGUUCUAUUUCUUUUGUAGAUUAUUAGUAGUAGUUUAGUUUAGAAUAUAGAUUAUUUAUAUAUAGACAUGCAUGUUUCGUAAUGUAGUUCUUAUUUUAUAACUCUUUACCGGAAUGUAGGCUAGUUUUAAGUAUGUAUCUUAGAUUACUAAUUUGAUUUAAUAAUGUAGAAUGCGCAUACACACACACACACAUAUAUAUAUAUAUAUAUAUAUAUAUAUAUAUAUAUAUAUAUAUAUAUAUAUAUAUAUUUCUGACAAUGUAACCUUUAUUUCUUUUAUAAUACAAUAUUGUAUGUUUUAUGUAUUCGUUAGACUAUUAGUUUUCGAUUUCAUAUAUACCUAUAUUUCAUAAAUUGAUAAUCUUGUAUUUGUUGCAUAGUAUUGGAAGUACUGUCUCUAAUAUUUACUAGGUUAUUACAUGUUUGGCAUAUAUGUUUAUACUUAUAUGUAACUCCAAGUUGUUGCGGCGUUGAUUGAUUAAAAUAUAUUUAUAUAUACAUGUAUUCCUGGCGUUUCAAUUAUUUCCCCUUUUUGUAGUUAUUCUUAUUUCCUGGUUUAUUUGUUUGAUUCGUGACUCGUUCAAUCCAUUAGCUGGUUCUAUUUA
This is a messenger RNA of Bombus huntii, 3936 nucleotides long. RefSeq lists its product as uncharacterized. NCBI's taxonomy places the organism in Eukaryota, Metazoa, Arthropoda, Insecta, Hymenoptera, Apidae. The coding region runs from base 1746 to 2216 and encodes 156 amino acids. The record is from RefSeq and is a predicted model, not a curated record. The transcript has 2 exons.